AUGGAGCAUGAUCAUUUUGAUAAUGUAAUUCAAGAUGUGUGGAACCAGGAAAUAUCUGGAAAUCCUAUUUUUAUUCUUUCUCAGAAACUUAAGCGAGUUAAGUUGUAUAUCAAGCCUUGGGCGAGAAAAAAUUUUCCCAAUAUUGAUAAUGAAGUAAAAAAAGCUUCUGAUCACCUAAAUUCUGUACAUCAAGAAAUUGAGGCUAUAGGGAUGUCAGAUGACCAUUUUGGUCGCGAGGCUGAUGCCAAAACAGCUCUAUUGAAAGCCACCCAGUUGCAGGAUAAUCUUUGGGCUCAAAAAGCUAAGCAGAGGUGGAUGAAAGAUGGGGACAAAAAUUCAAAGUUCUUUCACCUAUCAGUGAAAAUGCAACGGGCUCGAAAUCAAAUCCACACUUUGCAGAAUGCUGAUGGGGAGUGGAUGAAUGACCAGCAACAAUUGUCUUCAUAUAUUGUCAAUUAUUACGAGGAAUUCCACGGCUUAUCUCUCACUUCUCCUCACCCUGAGCUGCUGGAUUGCAUUCCAUGCAUAAUUUCGGGCGAUGAUGCUCUUUAUUUGGAGGCUGAACCAUCUUCAGAGGAAAUAAAAAAAGCUGUUUGGGAAUUAGACCCAGAUAGCUCCCCUGGACCUGACAGCUUCUCAGGGAAAUUUUUUAGGCCGGUAUGGCGUAUUGUUGAGGGUGAUUUUUGCAGGGUUGUAUUGCAUUUCUUCAGAUGGGGAAUCCUUCCAAAGGGUGUGAAUAAUUUUUUUCUCACACUUAUCCCUAAGGUGGUGGGGGCUACUUCUCUCAACAAGUAUAGGCCAAUUUGCAUGGGAAAUAAUUUUUGCAAGGUAUUAUCAAAAAUUGUGGCAAGUAGAGUUGCAAUUCUACUGCCAAAGCUGAUUUCAGAGGAACAAUGGGCGUUCCAAAAGGGGAAGAUAAUAUCAGAAAACAUUAGCCUUGCUUCAGAAUUGGCAAAUCUGAUGCAUUCCACGGUUAGGGGAGGUAGGAUGGGGCUCAAGGUCGAUGUACAAAAAGCCUAUGAUUCUCUAUCCUGA
Messenger RNA from Macadamia integrifolia, 1035 nucleotides. RefSeq lists its product as uncharacterized. The record is from RefSeq and is a predicted model, not a curated record. The transcript has a single exon. NCBI's taxonomy places the organism in Eukaryota, Viridiplantae, Streptophyta, Magnoliopsida, Proteales, Proteaceae. The coding region runs from base 1 to 1035 and encodes 344 amino acids.